UUCUUGAACCGGCUGUGUUGGCGCUACGUUUUGUUGAUUUUCUUCAGUUUACAUUAGCAACCCCAACCAAAAUCACUAUGGCUUCUGCUAAAAUUGAUAACGAAAUGCGGUCGCAAAUCGACACCGUAUGUACCACAGCGGAAGCAUUCGUAAAGCUGUACUACGAUCAUGUGGAUAAGAAGCGUCAGCAUAUGGGCCCACUAUACAUGGACACGGGGCUGCUCGUGUGGAAUGGGAACGGUGCGAAGGGAAAGGAAGAAAUACAGAAAUACUUCCAUGAUCUACCACGCUCGGAGCACACAGUCAUAUCGAUCGAUGCACAGCCCAUCGUAGACGAUGCCGUAUCCUCCCAGCUAACCUUCGUCAUGCAAGUUGCCGGCAUGGUAAAGUUCCACGAACACCCAGCGAAACCAUUCCAGCAAACGUUCAUGAUCACGGCCCAGGGAGACAAGUGGAAGAUCGUUUCGGACUGUUUCCGCCUACAGGAUGGCAUUUUGUAGUGUUGUGAGGCUGCGUCAUUUAUCUUUAAUUUACUAUUAAAUUGCCAAUGAAUAAUAGGCUAACAUUGCCAACAGAAUAAAGAGUGAUUGCUUCAUUACUUCCUUC
Messenger RNA from Anopheles moucheti, 606 nucleotides. RefSeq names its product NTF2-related export protein (gene Nxt1). The coding region runs from base 78 to 500 and encodes 140 amino acids. The record is from RefSeq and is a predicted model, not a curated record. Lineage: Eukaryota; Metazoa; Arthropoda; Insecta; Diptera; Culicidae. Gene Ontology annotation, cellular component: nuclear pore central transport channel. The transcript is spliced from 3 exons. Gene Ontology annotation, biological process: protein import into nucleus.